Ceratina calcarata is the source of this 333-nucleotide messenger RNA. RefSeq lists its product as uncharacterized. The annotation marks the transcript as partial. NCBI's taxonomy places the organism in Eukaryota, Metazoa, Arthropoda, Insecta, Hymenoptera, Apidae. The transcript has a single exon. The record is from RefSeq and is a predicted model, not a curated record.
UCAAACAUGAAUAUAAUUCAAUCGUCUGAUUCUGAUUCAGAUAUUCAUGAGUGUAGUCGUAGUGAUAUUGAGUAUCAUGAAGAUAGUAUUGACGAAAUUUUACAAGAAUUGAUUAUUGAUGAAGAAAAAAAAGCUGAUGAUACCGAGAAAAAUACAAUUGAAUUUAGUGAAUGGAGUGAAUUUAGUGGUCGGCAGAAAUCAUUUUCUUCUCCCGAGACAGGCAGCCUUAUUAGAGAAUUACCUAGCGAUAUCAAGCCAUAUGAUGUGUUUGAGCUGUUCGUUGAUGACGAAAUGAUAGACUUGCUUGUAUCAGAAACAAAUAGAUAUGCGUAA